Messenger RNA from Nomia melanderi (Alkali bee), 3297 nucleotides. The record is from RefSeq and is a predicted model, not a curated record. NCBI's taxonomy places the organism in Eukaryota, Metazoa, Arthropoda, Insecta, Hymenoptera, Halictidae.
GUAGCAUCCGCAGGCGUCGCACGCGUCGCUCGACUCUAAAUCGCGACGCGAUUUUCUGCCGCGAUUAAACGGAUUCAGUGUAAACUCGAAACUCUUCCUCACCUUUUCCCCAGCGUUGUUCGAACCUGUCGCAACCGUUUAACAAUAUUCAGCUUCCUCGACCAGUUGGGAGAAUCUCGUUUGGGUUUCAACGUUCGAUUAGCGCGGCACCGUUCAAAAAGACGCUCGAUAAGUCCUAUCACAACCGGAUACGGUGCUCGGAUAGCAUCGGCGAAGCCUGCCGCUGAAGUGCAGAGGGAUCGUCGUCGUCCAUGGAAGGUGCGAGUCCCGAGCGACGUUGACGGAGACGGUGACGGAGCAGCCGCGUCGGAAGCUGAAACGAAACCAGAACGGAAAAUGAGUCGAGGUUCCUGCCGCUCGGACGUCGUCGGAAGAUCGGUGGUUUGAAAAUGAACUCGUCUUAUCUAUGGGGAGACGACGAGGAAUGGGGACCACGGUACUACUUCACUUACUACAGCCAAUUCGGGGACCGCGCCAGAGCUAGCACCGUUGAGGUGAUGAUCCUAGCCGUUAGCUUUGUCUUGGCGAUCGCCGGCAACUUGGGAAUAGCCGGUUGCAUACUCAGAUACAAAGAGAUGAGGACGCCCACGAACUUGUGUCUGGUGAACCUGGCCGCCGCCGAUCUAUUGUUCAGCGUCGGAGUGCCAGCGAUCGCCUACACCAGAUUGACUCAAGCCUGGCGUCUCGGGGAGACGAUCUGCAAAUUGUUACCCUACUCUCAGUUGGUCUGCGGCUUUGUACUUCUAUGGACGUUGACGUUCAUAUCGAUGGACAGGCAUCGGUGCUUAGCAGUAGCCCCUUACAGAAGUGCCUUAACGAGAUCCCGAGUUCUGGCGGCUAGUCUCCUCACUUGGGCCAUUGCGGCUUCCGUUUUUCUGCCGAUGAUAUUUUGGUUCAAGCUGAAGGACCUCGCGAACGAGCUAACGAUCUGUACUCUAGUCUUUCCACGGAGCGAAGUCGUAAACGUUUCAUUGUGCUUCACAGUACCGAUCGUCAUCCUGGCGUGUCUUCUGCCGAUGAUUCUUCUGGUUUACCAUUACCAGCGGAUCUUUAAAAAAAUUCUCGAUUCGCGAAACAGAUGGGCCGUCUCGUGCAUCGCGCAAGGACUGGAGAAUGGCGCAACAGGUAGAAGAGAUUCCGAGCUAUCGGUGGUGGGAACGUUAUUACCUUGGCCAGGAAGGAAACUAUCCAACGCGUCAAUCACAGCCAGACAAGGGCGAGCCGGUAGUCUUUCUCAACACGAAGAGAUACGACUGCAAAAGCAUCUGCGGGUGGUGCGAAUGUUAAUGCUAAACGUGCUGUGCGUUCUUAUAAUGUGGCUGCCCAUCACCACCGUUAUACUGUUGAUCUACGUGGACGGCAAGAGAUCCACCGAGAAUCCCGAUUUCUUCCUAAAAUCGCAUCAUUUCAUUUGGGCGUUGAUCGUGGCGCAGUUCAAUGCGAUAGUAAAUCCUGUGCUCUACGGUAUCUUCUCGGAGAACUUUCGAAUCUGCUUUGCGAAACUGUGGCGGCGCAGUCUCGACAGCAACACCAAUGCCACCGCGGAGCGCAGAGGGUCCAAGAAAAACUCGAAAACAUUGGUGGCGUUUCAGAGUCGCCUAGGAGGCGUCAGAACGCCCACCAGUUCGAGAAAUCUACAAAAACAAUCGAAGAAAAGUUCCAGUUGUAGUAUAGGUAGUAUCGUCGAAGUACCUGCCACGGAGAAAUUGUGAGACACGGAGCGACAGACGUGCGUCAAGACGCUUGGAAGAAAUGUACGACAGUCGAGACGGGUGCAUGCGAGAAAUAAUUACAAAGUGAUCGGUUUUAAUACUUACUUUAAUCAAGACUGUACACGUUCGGUUAAAGAGAACAAGAUAUAUUCUAAAAAGUAAUGGAGAGUUUUAUAAACAUUUUAAUCGCAGUAAGACUUUUUCUAAUAAAGUUCAAUGUACGUGUUGAAAAAAUGGAAUACCUCCCCGCUGCGACGCCAGAUGAUAACGUAACUGCACUCAGGAAAUCAGUGGGUCCAUUUAUGAAUGGUACUGUGCACAGUUGAAUCUUACAGUUCGCAGCAUUCUUUCCUCACUUUCCUUUUGAUUUCGGAUAAUGUUUUCAUGUCGAUGUUCCCUUCUUGUAUGAAGUUUUCGAGCAUAGCAAUUUUCGAAUUUAUCAAACUGGUCUUGUCUGACCUUGUUCUUUUUUUCUUAUUCUUCUCGUGGCGAGCAUACGUUACGUAGUCUCUUAUGAGACACCAAGAAUAUCCUUUGUCCUUUAAAGUAACUAAAUCUAUAGAUACUUGUGAAAAAUUAACUGCUUUACCUUCAGGUAUAUGAACGUCCACUAUGGUUUCUUGAUCCUCCACUUUUUUCAUACAAAAGAUAUUUUCAUUUUUACACUUUACAUUAAGUAUCACCCAACUGUUUUUCGGAAGAUUGGAAAAUGUUACAGACAAGAACAAUAGAUUGGCUAUCCUGUGUAGUAACAUUUUUGGACAUAAAUGUAUUUUACACUUGUGAGCAUACAAGUUUAUUCUUUUUAAUUUAUCUUCUUCGGCUUGUAAUGUUUUGUUUAAUGUAUGUAUUUCUUGUGUUCCUUUAUAAAUCUUAUCCAUGAUAAGAUUCGUGCCAUUCAACAUGUCUGGAUGAAGAUUAAUAAAAACAUCGUGCUCCAAUGAUAAUGUUUUUUCUAUUGUAUCUGUGGAAAACUCUGUCAAUUGUUUGUCCAUAGUUAAACCCAAAAUUACUUUUGAAUUGUAGUGUUGCAAACAACAAAAGCUAUUAUCCUGAACACUUAAUCGUUGAACAUUGUCUAUUGAUGAUAAUUGUUUUCUUCCAUAAAAUAAUUUAGACUCAUCUGAAUAUACAAACCAUAAUGCAUUCUCUGUUAAUCGACUGAAGCCUGCACAGAGACUAUGUAUAUUUCCACCAAUAAAAAUCUUCUCAAAGGCUAGUGUAUCGUUCUUCGAGUACAUUAUGAUGAUAUUGUCAUUGUUUGUAAGGAAUAGCAAAGCACCAACCUUGGAAUCUAUUUGUACAGGUAUUAUAUCUCUGAUGGAAUAAAUACUGUUGUAUAUUAUUUGAACAGUUUCACGCAUUAGUAUUAAAAUUCUUUUUCCCAUUGCCACUAUGCACAAAUGUUCUACAUUACAAUUAGGUUUUGCUAAGGUUCCAAUAAACUGUUCUGUUGCAUUUUCCACACUCAAUGCGUAAGUACAUAAUUUUCUCGAGUCAUUUUCCUCAGGAGGAAGUUGAAGCA